Molecule: messenger RNA, 1676 nt
Organism: Rhododendron vialii
Lineage: Eukaryota; Viridiplantae; Streptophyta; Magnoliopsida; Ericales; Ericaceae
Product: probable amino-acid acetyltransferase NAGS2, chloroplastic
Exons: 7
Coding region: 43-1236 (397 amino acids)
Biological process (GO): L-arginine biosynthetic process
Cellular component (GO): cytoplasm
Molecular function (GO): L-glutamate N-acetyltransferase activity, acting on acetyl-CoA as donor
Source: RefSeq, a predicted model, not a curated record
GGCGGAUACAGAAUUACUGAUUCUGAUUCUCUCCAGGCAUCAAUGGACGCAGCGGGUAGAAUACGCAUUAUGAUAGAGGCAAAGCUUUCUCCUGGACCGUCUCUAUGCAAUAUACGUCGGCACGGUGACAAUAGUCGUUGGCAUGAUGGUGUCACUGUCGCUAGUGGUAAUUUUCUUGCAGCUAAGAGAAGGGGAGUUGUCGAAGGAAUUGAUUAUGGAGCAACAGGUGAAGUAAAGAAAAUUGAUGUUGCUCGUGUUCGUGAGAGGCUUGAUAAGGAUUAUAUAGUUAUCUUAAGCAAUCUUGGCUAUUCCAGCUCUGGAGAAGUUUUGAAUUGCAACGCAUACGAAGUGGCUACAGCUUGUGCCUUAGCUCUUGGUGCAGAGAAGCUUAUUUGCAUUAUAGAUGGCCCAAUCCUGGAUGAGUCUGGACGCCUUAUUCGUUUUUUAACUCUUCAAGAUGCGGACAUGUUGAUCCUUGAGCGAGCUAAGCAAAGUGAAAUAGCUGCUAACUAUGUUCAAGCUGUUCGUGGAGAAGAUCUUACUUGCCUUGCCCAUGGCGAGUCCAAUGGAAGUGUAACAUCUCUACAGAAGGGGAAGGGUUUCAGUGAUAUGUAUGCAGCAACAUUUCACAAUGGUGUUGGCUUUGACAAUGGUAAUGGACUGUCUGGCGAGCAGGGUUUUGCUAUCGGAGGUCAAGAGAGGCUUAGUCGACUAAAUGGUUACCUUUCUGAAUUAGCUGCAGCAGCUUUUGUUUGCAGAGGAGGUGUUCAGCGAGUUCACUUGGUAGAUGGCACUAUCGGUGGAGUUUUACUAUUGGAACUAUUUCAAAGAGAUGGAGUGGGAACAAUGGUGGCCAGUGAUCUGUAUGAAGGAACAAGGAUGGCUAGGAUGACAGACAUUUCCCGGAUAAAACAACUUAUACAGCCUUUAGAAGAGUCUGGCGCAUUGGUCAGGAGGACCGAAGAAGAGCUACUUCAAGCACUGGAUUCGUUCAUGGUCAUGGAGAGGGACGGUCAAAUCAUUGCUUGUGCUGCUCUUUUUCCAUUCUUUAAAGAAAAAUGGGGAGAAGUUGCUGCUAUUGCUGUUUCUCCUGAAUGCCGUGGGCAAGGACAAGGAGACAAAUUACUGGAUUUCAUUGAAAAGAAGGCAUCUUCGCGUGGAUUUGAAAUGCUUUUCCUGCUUACAACCCGGACUGCAGAUUGGUAUGCGUUUUGCCUCCCAGCACGUUUUGAUUAAUGCAUACUAGCUGCGUUUGAUUAUGAUGGCUUAAUGAGAAUGAUCAUAAUUAAUGUAACCAUUAGAGUUAUUCGAGUAAUAUUGUGUCUUAUUUGAUGUUGUUGAAGAGUUCCUACUUUCUUCUGCUAUGGAUUCAUGGCUAGCAAAUUAAUCUCGUGCCAUUGUUGACGCUAGAACCUUAAGCUCAGUGUUAUGACCAAAUUGUUGAUACAAUUUAAUUGCAUUCUUUUACCUUUUAGUUUGUGCUUGGCUGCAAGUAGAGUAUUAAUCGGAACCUUAAGAGAGUUUAAAAAACCUCUUUGAAGUACAUUUCCAAUUGAAGUACAUUCUGCAAAGGGAACUUCAUGAGUAUAGCGGCUUGGCUUAUUGCUUAUAUACUGUAGCAUGGAUAAGGAUAUAGAAACAGGAAAAAAAUAUUUUGGAAAAAAUGGCCUAAGACA